AUGCUGGAAACUUCGCAGGCCAACGCGCUGGUCUACUCCACGCUAUGCGGCUUCAUGCUUGUCGGUCUCUAUGCCGGCUUCAAGGUUCGCAACACCACCGACUUCCUUUCGGGUCUCCGAACGCAGAGUGUCCUGCCUCCAUCAUCCCACCGCUGCAUACAGCGGACUCGAACGGAUGCACGCAGAGAGGCAGGCAGGCCGCUCGCAAUUGGCGAUCCCGGUCUUGCUGCAACAUUCUGUCCCAACACGACAGGUACGUACCCUUCGCGAUCCCCCUUCCUCGAUCAUCUCGGAUCUUCUCCUCCCGUCCUCUUGUCGCCCCUCGGCUCGACGCCUUUUCUCCUGAUUUGA
Moesziomyces aphidis is the source of this 351-nucleotide messenger RNA. The record is from the annotation of a GenBank genome assembly. NCBI's taxonomy places the organism in Eukaryota, Fungi, Basidiomycota, Ustilaginomycetes, Ustilaginales, Ustilaginaceae.